This is a messenger RNA of Pecten maximus, 996 nucleotides long. RefSeq lists its product as uncharacterized. Gene Ontology annotation, biological process: cell-cell adhesion. Gene Ontology annotation, cellular component: cell-cell junction. Bases 1 to 996 code for a protein of 331 amino acids. The record is from RefSeq and is a predicted model, not a curated record. Lineage: Eukaryota; Metazoa; Mollusca; Bivalvia; Pectinida; Pectinidae. Gene Ontology annotation, molecular function: cell adhesion molecule binding. The transcript has 4 exons.
AUGUUAGAAGUUAGCCAGUGGUCGUACAGCCAAGAAGCGUUCCGAAUGAAGGGAAAGAUGACACUCGGACCUGACAGUGUCAGUAUAACCGGGAACAGAGUCGUCGUGGCGGACGGUAUCAAUACUCUGACCUUGACCUGUACAACACAGGAGUACAACAGAUACGUACACAUCACGUGGUACAACGGUACAACACAGAUAUCUAACACAGCAGCCGCCACCAACACGUCAGGAAGUUACGGGGGGUUGAUAUCUACACAGGUCCUACAACUCACACCUGACAGGUACCAGGACGGCAACGCGGUCACGUGUGUGGUCCAGAACGAGGACGUGACGCUUGGAGAGAGGACGGCAUCAGUUACACUGGAUAUCAACUACCUGCCCAGUACUCCUGCAUCAGUGAGUGUAAACCCCACAACUGAAGGACGGGAGAGAUCCACAGUGGACUUGACAUGUCAGGUGACAGGUGGUAAACCUAGACCCAGUCUCCAGUGGACAUGUCCCAGAACAGUGACCCAUACAGUCCCUACAACAGGAAGUCAAGGUGACAGUCACACUUCAGUAAUCACAGUGACACUGACACGUCAGGUGAAUGGUCAUAAUUGUAGUUGUACCGGGCGUCAGAACCAGACUUCGUGGACAGGAAGUGCCGAAUCACCGGUGUUCAUUGUUAGAUUCGGACCUGACAAUGUCAGUAUAACCGGGAACAGAGUCGUCGUGGCGGACGGUAUCAAUACUCUGACCUUGACCUGUACAACACAGGAGUACAACAGACACGUACACAUCACGUGGUACAACGGUACAACACGGAUAUCUAACACAGCCACCGUCACCAACACGUCAGGAAGUUACGGGGGGUUGAUAUCUACACAGGUCCUACAACUCACACCUGACAGGUACCAGGACGGCAACGUGGUCAGGUGUGUGGUCCAGAACGAGGCCGUGACGGUGGGAGAGAGGACGGCAUCAGUUACACUGGAUAUCAACUGUAAGUAA